This is a messenger RNA of Abrus precatorius (Indian licorice), 5378 nucleotides long. RefSeq names its product E3 ubiquitin-protein ligase KEG-like. The record is from RefSeq and is a predicted model, not a curated record. Gene Ontology annotation, cellular component: trans-Golgi network; early endosome. Gene Ontology annotation, biological process: negative regulation of abscisic acid-activated signaling pathway; protein phosphorylation; defense response. Gene Ontology annotation, molecular function: ubiquitin-protein transferase activity; protein binding; ATP binding. Bases 1 to 4902 code for a protein of 1633 amino acids. NCBI's taxonomy places the organism in Eukaryota, Viridiplantae, Streptophyta, Magnoliopsida, Fabales, Fabaceae. The transcript has 17 exons.
AUGGUAGGAAAAAUGAAAAUCCCUUGUUGUUCGGUUUGCCAAACGCGGUACAACGAGGAGGAACGUGUUCCACUUCUGCUCCAAUGCGGCCACGGCUUCUGCAGAGACUGCCUUUCUAAAAUGUUCUCGGAAUCGCUGGACGCCACGCUAGCGUGUCCCCGCUGCCGCCACGUGUCUACCGUCGGCAACUCCGUGCAGGCUCUGCGCAAGAACUACGCGGUGCUCGCGCUCAUCCACUCCGCCGCCGCGAACAGCGGCGGAGGCGGCGGUGGAGGAGCGAACUUCGAUUGCGACUUCACCGACGAGGAGGAGGAGGAGGACGGCGCCGUGGAAGACGGCGAUGAGGAUGACGAGAAGCGGCGCCGGAACAGCCGCGGAUCGCAGGCGUCGAGCUCCGGCGGAUGCGAGCCGGUGAUCGAGGUAGGAGCGCACCAGGACCUGAAGCUGGUUAGGCGGAUUGGGGAGGGUAGGAGGGCCGGCGUGGAGAUGUGGAUGGCGGUGAUCGGCGGCGGGGACGGUGGUCGGCGGUGCCGGCACAACGUAGCGGUGAAGAAGGUGGCGGUGGUGGAGGGGAUGGAUUUGGAUUGGGUGCAGGGGAAGUUGGAGGAUUUGCGUAGGGCUUCGAUGUGGUGUAGAAAUGUGUGCACUUUCCACGGAACAAUGAGGGUGGAUGAGAGUUUGUGCCUUGUGAUGGAUAGGUGUUAUGGAUCGGUUCAGUCUGAGAUGCAGCGUAAUGAGGGGAGGCUCACUUUGGAGCAAGUCCUAAGAUAUGGGGCAGACAUUGCACGAGGGGUUGUUGAACUUCAUGCUGCAGGUGUUGUUUGCAUGAAUUUAAAACCUUCCAAUCUUCUUCUUGAUGCAAAUGGUCAUGCUGUGGUUUCUGAUUAUGGACUUGCUACAAUUCUGAAGAAACCUUCCUGUUGGAAGGCUCGACCAGAGUGUGACUCCUCAAAGAUCCAUUCCUGUAUGGAGUGUAUAAUGCUCAGCCCACAUUAUACAGCACCAGAGGCUUGGGAACCUGUGAAGAAGUCAUUAAAUUUGUUUUGGGAUGAUGGAAUAGGUAUAUCUUCCGAAUCAGAUGCCUGGAGUUUUGGUUGUACAUUGGUGGAGAUGUGCACGGGUUCCAUUCCUUGGGCAGGUUUAAGUGCUGAGGAAAUCUAUCGAGCUGCUGUUAAGGCUAAGAAACUACCUCCACAAUAUGCUAGUGUAGUUGGUGGUGGAAUUCCAAGGGAAUUGUGGAAGAUGAUCGGGGAGUGCUUGCAAUUCAAGCCAUCUAAAAGGCCUACUUUUAGUGCAAUGCUGGCAAUAUUUCUCCGUCAUUUGCAGGAAAUACCACGCAGCCCUCCUGCAAGCCCUGAUAAUGACUUAGUUAAGGGUUCUGUAUCAAAUGUUACGGAGCCUUCCACAGUACCUGAAUUGGAAGUUCCUCAGGAAAACCCAAACCAUCUUCAUCGGCUUGUGACUGAAGGAGAUGUCGCAGGUGUUAGAGAUCUUCUUGCAAAGGCUGCAUCAGAAAAUGGAAGCAAUUACAUAUCUUCUCUAUUGGAAGCUCAAAAUGCCGAUGGAACAGCUCUCCACUUAGCUUGUAGACGUGGUAGUGCAGAACUUGUUGAGACAAUUCUGGAGUAUAGAGAGGCAAAUGUUGAUGUAUUGGACAAAGAUGGAGAUCCUCCUCUUGUUUUUGCAUUAGCUGCUGGGUCCCCUGAAUGUGUUUGUAGCCUUAUCAAAAGAAACGCUAAUGUACGGUCACGAUUGAGAGAUGGAUUUGGCCCAUCGGUAGCUCAUGUUUGUGCCUAUCAUGGCCAACCAGAUUGUAUGCGAGAGUUAUUGUUAGCUGGAGCUGAUCCUAAUGCAGUGGAUGAUGAAGGUGAAUCUGUUCUGCAUAGAGCAGUUGCCAAGAAGUACACAGACUGUGCUCUUGUGAUAUUGGAGAAUGGAGGUUGUAGAUCAAUGGCAAUCUUGAAUUCAAAGAAUCUGACACCACUGCACUUGUGUGUGGCAACAUGGAAUGUUACUGUGGUGAAGAGAUGGGUGGAAGUUGCAACUCCUGAUGAGAUAGCUGAAGCAAUUGACAUACCAAGUCCUAUUGGCACUGCCUUGUGCAUGGCAGCUGCUUCUAAGAAAGACCAUGAAAGUGAAGGGAGAGAACUGGUGCGGAUAUUGCUGGCAGCAGGAGCUGAUCCAUCUGCUCAAGAUUCACAGAAUGGGAGGACAGCUUUGCAUACAGCUGCUAUGUUAAAUGAUGUGGACUUGGUUAAGGUUAUUCUUGCUGCUGGUGUUGAUGUGAACAUUCGUAAUAUGCACAACAGUAUACCUCUUCACUUGGCCUUAGCUAGGGGUGCAAAGGCAUGCGUUGGGCUGCUUCUGGCUGCUGGGGCAGAUUAUAAUUGGCAGGAUGAUGAUGGUGACAAUGCUUUCCAUAUAGCAGCAGAUACAGCAAAAAUGAUACGUGAAAAUCUUGACUGGCUUAUUGUUAUGCUAAUGAAUCCUGAUGCUGAUAUUGAAGUCAGAAACCACAGUGGCAAGACACUUCGUGACAUAUUAGAGGCUCUCCCUCGAGAAUGGAUAUCUGAGGAUCUGAUGGAAGCACUCGUGAAUAAAGGAGUUCAUUUGUCUCCUACAAUAUUUGAAGUGGGAGACUGGGUGAAGUUUAAAAGAACUGUUGUAACACCAGCAUAUGGAUGGCAAGGUGCUAGACCAAAGAGUGUUGGCUUUGUGCAAAGUGUUCCAGACAGAGAUAAUCUCAUUGUUUCAUUUUGUUCUGGAGAGGCUCAUGUUUUGGCAAAUGAAGUUGUAAAAGUUGUUCCAUUGGACAGGGGACAACAUGUACAACUGAAAGAAGAUGUAAAAGAGCCUAGAUUUGGUUGGCGACAAUCACGCGACAGUAUUGGGACAGUAUUAUGUGUUGAUGAUGAUGGAAUUCUCCGUGUUGGGUUUCCUGGAGCAUCCAGAGGAUGGAAGGCAGACCCAGCAGAGAUGGAACGAGUUGAGGAAUUCAAGGUUGGAGACUGGGUUCGUAUUCGUCCAACCCUUACUUCUGCAAAGCAUGGAUUAGGAUCUGUGACACCAGGAAGCAUUGGCAUUGUAUACUGUAUCCGACCAGACAGUAGUCUUUUAAUAGAACUGAGCUAUCUUCCAAAUCCAUGGCAUUGUGAACCAGAGGAGGUUGAGCAUGUUGCUCCUUUUAGAAUUGGUGAUCGGGUAUGUGUGAAGCGAUCUGUUGCAGAACCUAGAUAUGCUUGGGGUGGUGAGACACAUCAUAGUGUUGGAAGAAUAAGUGAGAUUGAGAAUGAUGGUCUCUUAAUAAUAGAUAUACCAAAUCGACCCAUACCAUGGCAAGCUGAUCCAUCUGACAUGGAGAAGGUGGAAGAUUUUAAGGUUGGAGAUUGGGUCAGAGUGAAAGCUUCAGUGUCUUCUCCAAAAUAUGGAUGGGAGGAUAUUACAAGGAAUAGUAUUGGGGUAAUUCAUAGCUUGGAGGAGGAUGGUGAUAUGGGUGUUGCCUUUUGCUUCAGAAGUAAACCUUUUUCUUGCUCCGUCACUGAUGUGGAAAAGGUUCCUCCGUUUGAGGUGGGACAAGAAAUUCAUGUGAUGCCAUCUGUUACUCAGCCACGGCUUGGGUGGUCAAAUGAAUCACCAGCUACUGUUGGAAAAAUAGUGAGAAUCGACAUGGAUGGUGCUCUCAAUGUGAGGGUCACUGGUAGGCAGAGCUUGUGGAAAGUUUCUCCUGGAGAUGCUGAACGGCUUCCAGGAUUUGAAGUUGGGGAUUGGGUACGCUCAAAACCAAGCCUGGGAACCAGACCAAGUUAUGACUGGAAUACUGUUGGGAGAGAGAGUUUAGCUGUUGUGCAUAGUGUACAGGAUUCUGGAUACUUGGAGUUGGCCUGCUGUUUCCGUAAAGGGAAGUGGAUCACUCAUUAUACAGAUGUUGAAAAGGUUUCUAGCUUUAAAGUUGGGCAGUAUGUCAGGUUCCGAACUGGUUUGGUUGAACCAAGGUGGGGUUGGAGAGGAGCUCAGCCUGAAUCUCAAGGGGUCAUAACCAGUAUUCAUGCUGAUGGAGAAGUCAGGGUCGCAUUCUUUGGAUUGCCAGGAUUGUGGAGAGGAGAUCCUUCAGACCUUGAGAUUGAACAAAUGUUUGAAGUGGGAGAGUGGGUGAGGUUAAAAGAUGAUGAAAGUAAUUGGAAAUCAAUUGGGCCAGGUAGUGUUGGUGUCGUUCAAGGAAUAGGGUAUGAAGGAAAUGAAUUGGACAGAAGCGUUUUUGUUGGCUUUUGCGGGGAGCAAGAAAAGUGGGUAGGACCAAGUUCCCAUCUUGAAAGAUUUGACAAACUCUUUGUUGGACAGAAGGUUAGAGUCAAACAAUAUGUAAGGCAACCGAGAUUUGGAUGGUCAGGGCACACCCAUGCUAGUGUUGGGACUAUACAAGCAAUUGAUGCUGAUGGAAAGCUUCGAAUAUACACUCCAGCUGGAUCCAAAGCAUGGAUGUUGGAUCCAUCAGAAGUGGAGGUGGUAGCAGAGGAGCAGCUCUCUAUUGGCGACUGGGUAAGGGUUAAAGCAUCAGUAUCAACCCCAACCCACCAUUGGGGGGAAGUGAGUCACUCAAGCAUUGGGGUGGUGCAUCGGAUGGAAGAUGAGGAUCUGUGGGUGGCAUUCUGUUUUAUGGAGAGGAGGCUAUGGCUUUGCAAAGCAUGGGAAAUGGAACGGGUUAGGCCAUUUAAAGUGGGGGACAAGGUAAGGAUCAAAGAAGGACUGGUGACCCCACGAUGGGGAUGGGGAAUGGAAACACAUGCCAGCAAGGGACAGGUUGUAGGGGUAGACGCAAAUGGAAAACUAAGAAUAAAAUUUCGGUGGAGGGAAGGUAGGCCCUGGAUAGGAGACCCUGCUGAUCUUGCCCUUGAUGAGAACUGAUGUGCUAUUUUAGGAAACAUGGAAGCUUGUAUCAUAACUUAAUUUUCAUAUUCAGCUCUUUAGCCUAUGUUUUUCUGGGCCUGAGCUUGUGCUAAGGAAGUGGAAAGCUUUAUGUGCUUACCACAUGCUCUGAUGAAGGUAUAACUCCAUUGUGAAGGUUGAAAUGCAGUUUGGCCGCAUGUAUUGGUGUUAAUAAACAGAGUGAAAAAAGAAUUGAAGCCAUGGAGAUAGGAAAAUCGGCUUGCUGACCGAGUGUGGAGAUUUAAAGGCAGCUAAAACAAAUAUUGGCAGUUGGCCCAUUUAUAUUCAUUACUCACAAGUUUGUAGUCCCAGAUUUUGAGGUGCAUAUCAUAUAUAUGUUUAUUUCAUAUUAUUGUACAAAUUGUACUCAACAGUCAACUUAAUGCAUUUUUUUGACUCACCAAUAUGCAGUUGCAUAAUUCUUGAAUAGAAUUGAUUCUAUUAUACAGCGUUUG